Sceloporus undulatus (fence lizard) is the source of this 1547-nucleotide messenger RNA. RefSeq names its product cytochrome P450 2K6-like. The transcript has 6 exons. Gene Ontology annotation, biological process: arachidonate metabolic process; xenobiotic metabolic process. Lineage: Eukaryota; Metazoa; Chordata; Lepidosauria; Squamata; Phrynosomatidae. Bases 461 to 994 code for a protein of 177 amino acids. Gene Ontology annotation, cellular component: cytoplasm; intracellular membrane-bounded organelle. The record is from RefSeq and is a predicted model, not a curated record. Gene Ontology annotation, molecular function: oxidoreductase activity, acting on paired donors, with incorporation or reduction of molecular oxygen, reduced flavin or flavoprotein as one donor, and incorporation of one atom of oxygen; heme binding; iron ion binding.
CCAAUUCAAGCCUAUGGUGCUUGAAUAUCACUGAGUCUCUGUUGUUUGCAGAGGCGUCUGGAACAGAUCCCCCACGAAAAUGGAGAGCUGACUGUAUGCACACACACUUACACACCAGCAAGCACUAUCACCAAUUUUAAAAGAACUGCUUUGCCUCCCCAUACCUUUAUGUUCUCAAAGGUGGCAAAGAAAUAUGGGAGGAUCUUCACUAUGUGGAUGGGACACAAACCCAUGAUUAUACUGAAUGGGUUUCAUGUGGUGAAGGAGGCUCUGGUCAUGCACUCUGAACACAUGAUUGUGAGGCCCACUACCCCCUUUGUGGAUGAUGCAAUGAAAGGGAAAGAGCAAAGACGACCCCAGCAGUACAUUUGAUGAAGAAAAUUUGACCCACGUAGUUACUGACUUCUUUUCAGCAGGGACAGAAACAACAGCAGUAACACUUCUCUGGGCCCUGCUUUACAUGGUAGCUUACCCUGACAUCCAAGAGAAAGUCCAGAAGGAAAUCCAAAGUGCUGUAAGACCUUCUCACAAGUUCUGCUAUGAAGAUCGGAAGAAGUUGCCAUACACUAAUGCUGUCAUUCAUGAGGUCCAGCGGUUUGGUAACAUUAUAUUGGUUGGAUCCUUCAGAGAAUGCACAAAAGACAUCACCUUGCAAGGCUUUCAUAUCAAGAAGGGUACCACCAUCAUCCCAGAUACAGCUUCAGUUUUGUAUGACCCUGAACAGUGGGAGACGCCGCAUCAGUUCAAUCCAAAUCACUUCCUGGAUAAAGAUGGGAAUUUCUUUUGCAAGGAAGCCUUCAUGCCAUUUGGAAUAGGCCAUCGUGUGUGUUUAGGUGAGCAAAUGGCAAAAGUUGAACUCUUCAUUUUCUUCUGCAGCCUCCUUCAGGCUUUUAAAUUCCAACCUCCAGAAGGAACAAAAGUCAACACAGAACCUGUGGUUGGAGGUGUAGCCAUAAUCCCACAACCUUAUGAGAUCUGUGCUAUUCCUUAUUAGAUGUACAGGGGAAGGAAUUUGCUUGAGGCAGGUUAAAAAUGGACUUAACUGCAGAAGUUGGCUCUAUUGGUGAUUUCGCCUUGUCAGCCAGCAUGAUUCCAAGUCUUUAAUUUUCUGCUUUGCUCCAACUUGGAUAUUUUCCUGUUUCCUGGGCCCAUUCAGACUGGCCUUUUUGCACUGGAAGGAACUGGAAAGCUUCGAUUUCCUCCUCCCCGAAUCCUUCCAGAAGCAAGUGCUGACUACCAAUCAGGGCAUUUUAACCCUGAAUGCUCUCUCAGAAAAAGCGGGUUAAAUUGAAGGCGCCUUUCCUGUCAAUCAAAUUUAGUUCCACAAUGGUCAUAGGUGAUGUUUCCUGCACUCAUUGGCCCAUCAGAAGUGUCCUUCCCCCUCCUUUUUAAAGAAAAACCCAGUAUGUUCAGAUGCUGUCAAAUUAAAAACCUCUUGUGUGUGUGUGUGUGUGUGUGUUGUGGAUAUUUGGAUCAGUGUUUUCAACCCCCCAAAUGCAAGCUAAUGUCAUCUCUGCAUCCUGCAUCUUCCCUCCUUGCCACCCCAU